Plasmodium coatneyi is the source of this 1236-nucleotide messenger RNA. Its product is annotated as SICA antigen. The transcript is spliced from 2 exons. The coding region runs from base 1 to 1236 and encodes 411 amino acids. Lineage: Eukaryota; Apicomplexa; Aconoidasida; Haemosporida; Plasmodiidae. The record is from RefSeq and is a predicted model, not a curated record.
AUGUCUAAGACUAUGGAGAACAACAACCAAACCGACGCCGAUAAGCAGUGCGAACCAACUCAAUGGACUGAUAGUUUCUUAACUGAAAAAGACAGAGAGGCUUGCAAGUACAUUUCUAGAGGGUUAAAGCAUAUUUAUAGUAUUAAGCAAGAAGACGGUGAUCUGGACAAGAAUAAGCAACCAUCACCUGAUAACAAAAUAUUCAAGCAGACCAUGUUAUGUGCAGUACUCAAUGUUUACGCUGAUCUCCUGGAGGAGAGAACAAAGGGAACAUGUCCUGUUACAGAGGAAAGAAUAAAACAAAUGUUUCGCAAAGGGAAUGAGAACAGAGACUCCUGGUGUGCAGAUAAGGAGAAGAGUGGUCCAUGUAUUGAAUGUAGAAGGGAUAAGACCUAUGAAAAUUGCAUGGUAGGCGACAACGGCAGCAAUAGAACCAAUGUAAAGGACAAAUUAAAGGACAUGCUCGAGAAGGAUCGCCCAAUACAAAAAACUCUAAGUACUAUAGGUACUAUAAGUAACUUCUGCACACGCCUGCAAUGCGUAAGCAAGAAAUGGGGUAUAAACAGAGAUCAGGAUCCAACCUGGGAUAACAUGCAGAAGGACAUCAAUGAUAGGGCCACAGAAAUGUUUACUAAAAUAUCUGAGGAUAGCACAAAUGUGCGAAGCUACUGUAAAAAUACAGGUACAGGUAGUAGAAGAGUCACGGACCCAGAGAUAAAAGCAUGUAAAUACAUUACGGCAGGAUUACAGUACAUAUAUAAUAUUAAGAAGGAAAUUAAGGAUAAGCACCCCGAAGAUUACCGGUUAUUUAAGCAAACAAUGUUAUGCUUAGUUCUAAACGCAUAUGCAGAUGAAUUGAAAAAGCACGUUACAUCUCCCUGUACGGUCGGCGAGGAAACAAUACAACAAGCAUUCACUCAAGGGAAUAACCACAUUUCGAGUUGGUGUGAGGAGGGGAGAGUUAAUUGUGUUAAGUGUGAAAGGGUUGCAGACUAUAAGGAUUGCCAAAUAAGCGAUAACGGGAAAGAAGAAAAAGUAGAACCUAAGUUGAAUGACUUGUUCAAGGAUAACAACAGAAAAAAUGAAUUAGAUAAAGCUAUGAGUGAUAUAAAUAAAUUAUGUGAUCGCGCACAAUGUGUAAUAACACAAUGGUCAAGGGACAAAUCAUUGCCGAAACAUAGGAGGUGGGAGGUUUGUAAGAAUUCUUAUUUGUCAUCAAAGUCUAAUUUUAUAUAG